UUUCUCCAAGGACGUCGUUGUUGAGCUGUCAAGGAGAAAAACUACCAUGGCUUCCAGUUCUUUGACAAAACCUCAGAUGCGUGGCCUUCUGGCCAAGCGUUUGAGAUUUCAUAUUGUUGGAGCAUUCGUUGUCUCCUUGGGAGUUGCAGCUUUCUAUAAGUUUGCUGUGGCUGAACCAAGAAAGAAGGCAUAUGCAGAUUUCUACAGAAAUUACGAUUCCAUAAAAGAUUUUGAGAUGAGGAAGGCUGGUAUCUUUCAGAGUGCAAAGUGAUUUUGGAAUAUAAAGAAUUUCUUUGGGUUGAAUUCCAUGGAAGUUUGUCACUUACCUGUGUUCCUGAACUAUGAACUACUAAUAUCUGGGGUAAGGAAUAGUUUC
This is a messenger RNA of Mesoplodon densirostris (Blainville's beaked whale), 376 nucleotides long. Its product is annotated as cytochrome c oxidase subunit 6C-like. Gene Ontology annotation, biological process: mitochondrial electron transport, cytochrome c to oxygen. NCBI's taxonomy places the organism in Eukaryota, Metazoa, Chordata, Mammalia, Artiodactyla, Ziphiidae. The record is from RefSeq and is a predicted model, not a curated record. The transcript has a single exon. The coding region runs from base 47 to 271 and encodes 74 amino acids.